CGGCUUGGUGGUGCGUUUGGGGCCAGUGAGGCGGUACCUUCGGAGUCUCCUUCACUGCGGCGCAAGCGAGCUCUUCGGAACACAAAUGGCGGAGGGGGAGUUGGACGUGGACUCGUUGAUUUCCAGGCUUUUAGAGGUGCGAGGAUGCCGUCCGGGGAAGAUCGUCCAGAUGACGGAGGCCGAGGUGCGGGGCCUCUGCAUCAAGUCCCGGGAGAUCUUCCUCAGUCAGCCCAUCCUUCUGGAGCUGGAGGCGCCCCUCAAAAUCUGCGGUGACAUUCACGGGCAGUACACGGACCUUCUGAGGCUCUUUGAGUACGGCGGCUUCCCCCCGGAGGCCAACUACCUGUUCCUGGGCGACUACGUGGACCGGGGGAAGCAGUCGUUGGAGACCAUCUGCCUCCUCCUGGCCUACAAGAUCAAGUACCCUGAGAACUUCUUCCUGCUGCGGGGCAACCACGAGUGCGCCUCCAUCAACCGCAUCUACGGCUUCUACGAUGAGUGCAAGCGGCGCUUCAACAUCAAGCUGUGGAAGACCUUCACCGACUGCUUCAACUGCCUGCCCAUCGCCGCCAUCGUGGACGAGAAAAUCUUCUGUUGCCACGGAGGUCUAUCCCCUGACCUGCAGUCUAUGGAGCAGAUCAGACGCAUCAUGAGACCCACGGACGUGCCCGACACAGGCCUCCUGUGCGACCUCUUGUGGUCGGACCCGGACAAAGACGUGCAGGGCUGGGGCGAGAACGACCGCGGCGUCUCCUUCACAUUCGGAGCCGACGUGGUCAGCAAGUUCCUCAACCGCCACGACCUGGACCUCAUUUGCAGAGCCCACCAGGUGGUGGAAGACGGUUACGAGUUCUUUGCAAAGAGACAACUGGUGACGCUUUUCUCGGCGCCCAAUUACUGCGGCGAGUUCGACAACGCGGGCGGCAUGAUGAGCGUGGACGAAACCCUCAUGUGCUCCUUCCAGAUCCUGAAGCCCUCGGAGAAAAAAGCAAAGUACCAGUACGGCGGCAUGAACUCCGGUCGGCCCGUCACUCCUCCCCGCACGGCGCAAGCUCCCAAGAAGCGAUGAGGAAGAAGACGAGACGAGAGGAAAGGAGCGUCGGCGUCGUCUGCUGCUUCUCGCGCCCGCCACGUAGACCCGCCGACUAAAAACAGAACAAAAACACGCAGCCCACUUUUUCUUUACCUCCCGCUGAACUGCCCCUUGCAUCUAUCUACUUAAACAUUAAAGAAAUAAAUAUAAAGCACACGCA
Messenger RNA from Syngnathus typhle (broad-nosed pipefish), 1253 nucleotides. Its product is annotated as serine/threonine-protein phosphatase PP1-beta catalytic subunit. Gene Ontology annotation, molecular function: protein serine/threonine phosphatase activity. The transcript is spliced from 8 exons. The record is from RefSeq and is a predicted model, not a curated record. Gene Ontology annotation, biological process: regulation of circadian rhythm; circadian regulation of gene expression. Bases 86 to 1069 code for a protein of 327 amino acids. Gene Ontology annotation, cellular component: nucleus; cytoplasm. NCBI's taxonomy places the organism in Eukaryota, Metazoa, Chordata, Actinopteri, Syngnathiformes, Syngnathidae.